GUGUUGUGCACCGGCCACGGAUAAGGGAACAGCAGCAAAGGAGGCUCCAAUGUCUCCCAAGGAAUCUGAUGAAGUGUUGUGCACCGGCCACGGAUAAGGGAACAGCAGCAAAGCAGCUCCGACAUCGCGGCCAGAAAUGGAAAGUUUACGUGAUUUCACGUGGCCACUAGAGACCACGGCAUUAGGUGGAUCAGCGGUGGAGAAGAAGAGCCUGGAAUAGCGGAGGGUGAGGAGGAAGAGGGAAGGCCAGGAGGAGGAGAUGUUCCACGGAGAGGGCAGAGGAAAGAGGAGCAGGGGAUGAUCGAAGACCUACAAAUCUAGAGGGAUUAACCUGAAUGUGUCGCGAUGAGCGGAAAGAGGAGGGAGCACGAGGAGCAGGGCCAGAAGGGAUCCCCUUGGACUGAGAAGAAGUGAUCCCAGUCGCCGGAAGGCGUCUUGGUGGGAGAGAUGAGGAGGGCACGACGACGCGGUUUCCGUCAAACUAUCGCGUGGAGCCACGUUUACACGCUUUGUCAAUCCCCCAAGUCGCAGUCAACGGCUUCUCCUAGCGCAAAGCUUCUGCAGUGUGGUGUAGUUUCCCUGCAUUUGGUCGGAUGUUUCGGUAGGGGAGACGCGGAGACUGUGCAACAGCACUACUCUACUCUGCUGCUCUAUAAAGCGCCAUGCAGCGUAGUCGAAUUACCUCGCCCUGCGCUCACUCAUUCCAUGAUGGAGCUACCAGUUUCAGCAAACAAGCCUGAGCACCAUGAUCUCCCACACCAACCAGCAUCACCAUCUCAAUUUGCCGGCAGCAGAAUCAACGUGUUCGCCAUCAUCGGAUUCGUCUUCCUGACGAUCAACUUCCUGGACUCAGCCUACCGGUCGCGCCACGAUCCCUCGGCGCUGGCCUUCGCGGUGUUCAUCUAUUCGGACUUGGCGAUGCUCUUCGUUUGCCUGCGGAAUUUCGAGAAACUGGGUGCCGACUGCUCACCGGAGAAGAAGGAGCGGGUGAAGGCCACGGUUUGGGCCCUCGUGUCUGCGCUCAACCUGGCGCUCGCAUGGCAAGUGGCGAAGAUCAUGCCGCCGAUGCUCGCUGUGGUUGUGUGGCUUAUGGCAAGCCUCGUCACCCUCGGUGGGUUUUAUGGUCUGUUCCUCUACCGGGAUGCCGACGACAUUGUUGCUGCCCAUGAUUACUCUCCUGUCAAGAACAACCAAGUAUCGUCACCCGAAGAACAUGUCUAAUAUUGCCAGUUAUUGCUGGAAAUUAUAUAUAUAUGUGUAUUAUUAUUA
Molecule: messenger RNA, 1269 nt
Organism: Musa acuminata subsp. malaccensis (wild Malaysian banana)
Lineage: Eukaryota; Viridiplantae; Streptophyta; Magnoliopsida; Zingiberales; Musaceae
Source: RefSeq, a predicted model, not a curated record